Hyposmocoma kahamanoa is the source of this 2028-nucleotide messenger RNA. RefSeq lists its product as uncharacterized. The record is from RefSeq and is a predicted model, not a curated record. NCBI's taxonomy places the organism in Eukaryota, Metazoa, Arthropoda, Insecta, Lepidoptera, Cosmopterigidae. The transcript has 4 exons. Gene Ontology annotation, molecular function: protein binding. Bases 396 to 1718 code for a protein of 440 amino acids.
AUUCUACUUCAGCUGUGAUUUGCAUAGGUCGGUUGUAUAAUAUUUCAAAAUUAGCAAGAGCAGACAAUGGUGACGAGAAGAGCGUGCCUCGCGAGACGAACGGCUACGUAGUGAACGAUAUCUGUGCACACAUCAUCACGAUUCCCGCGUUGUAUUUUACAAGGUGAUAUUGAAAAUCGGUCGCCCAAUAUAUUUUCACGUCUAACAGUGCUCCUGUUAUCGGAGGUGGUGAUUCGCGAUAAGCUGUGCCAUGCCACAAUCUUAUCAUUGAGUGAUAAUAGUUAUAAGUGUCAGUGAGCUAUGUGCCCUGCAGACUGCUGGUACUUGUGCUGUGGCAGAAGCAAAGCUUGAAUUCAGUUGGCACGUUACCCGACAGUGUUUGCGUUUCAGUGGCCAUGACGUCGAAACGUUUCUGUAUAAUGUUGCUGGCAUUAACAGCGGCUGCGGCAGGCCAAAACGAGAACAUUCCCAUUGAAAGUGAUAACCAGUUUCCCCCAGAUGGUGCCCCCAUUGAAGGCAGUGGUGACGACACAAUAAACGUGCUUUCGGGAAUUGUAGACACAUCACAAGUACCAUUAUUGGAGGAAGUACUUCCCGAAAUUAAAAAUGAGGAAACAACAACCCAAUCACAGCAAAAAGAGUGUCCAAAAUCCUGCUCGUGUCACAUUGAAGGAGAAAACUACGUCGUAGAUUGUUCUGGGAACGGACUCACUGAAUUCCCAUUGCCUUUAGACUCCAAAACAACUUCACUCAACAUUCAAAAUAAUAAAAUUACUGAAAUACCAAAGAAUAUAGCAACGCUUACAAAUCUGAAAGUACUUAACGCCGACAGCAAUGAAAUAAUGGAUUUGGCUUUAGGUUCCGUGAGCGGGCUAUCACAGUUGACCGUUUUGAUACUUUCUAAUAACCGUUUGAUAGACUACCCGAAGGAUUUGAAAAACAGCAUUGAUUUGACGAAACUUGAAGAACUUAAUUUAAGUGGCAAUGAUAUCAGAACGGAGCUGAAUCCUGAAAUAUUCUUGAACUUCCAAUCCUUGCGCAAGUUAACAUUGGCAAAAUCUACCCCAGAUUUAUUAGAAGCCUUUUGUGGUACUCUGAAAAAUAGUCUGGAAACCGUAUGUUCUGUAUCAUGUGAGGUUGACAGUUAUGAAUGUAAAGAUACAUUAAAGAAUAUGGAAGAUGGUUUAUUAGACGCUGUCUUACCAGCCGUUCUUGAAUCUCCAACAAACGAUAACGCUGAUCCUGCGCUCGAAGAUAAAAUUCACUUAGGACCUGAAGAGACACCAAAAGAAGUAACUACCGUAGCCAGUAUAACUAAAGAUGAAGUUACAGUUUCAAAAGGACUUGAAGGCCCUACAGUGCAAAUCAAUGCUAAUUCACGUUUACUUAACAUACCAGAAGAAACUUCAUCAAACAAGUUAAUCGUAGUCCCAGAAACUCCCAAGAACGAAAUCAGUCACCAAACAAGUGAGACGGAUGUUAAUGUCGGUGCGACCACUACAGACGGAAAACCAGGGGGAGUAGAUAAGAGUGUUAUUGGUAUUAUUGUAGCCGUUAUGGUUGUUGUCGUAGCGGGAAUCGCGAUUAAGAAAAACUGGAGUUCUAUUCGAAAACGGUUUAGUUCGACCCCCAGAGCUGCGGAACGAGCUGGAGCAAAUGCUAACGGUACAACACCUGAAGAAGUACCAUUGCAGGACAAAGACAAGUCCCCUGUGUAGACUAAAAGUAUUUGCGUGUACGUAUGUAUAUUUCAGUGAUGUGAAUGGAUUCGAUCUGAAUGUUGUGUUGAUAGCUAAAUAUUUAUUGUUCAAACUAUAAGGUGGCUUUUUUUUUGCGAUGGCACAAUAUUUUAUACGGUGGUAAUGUCAUUGUUUAUACGUACUUAUCUAAAUGUACAUAAAUUAAAAUGUCAUAAUGAUAAAAUUCGUUUUGUACUUUGAUACGUAAUAAUAAGUAUAUAUUAAGUUUGUAUUUUAGUUUAUCGUCAAAAUAAACAGUAACUGUGUUUCUAUUAUGUAAACUUUUGUU